UAUUAUUUGAAUGAAACGGAAUAUGAUCUCAUGCCUGCUAUAUAUCAUUUAGACAACUAUGAUAGAGAAUUGCAAGAUAUUGGCCAUACGUACUGUAUGGUAGAUUUUGACCUAGCAUAUUUUGAUCAAACAAGCGAUCUCUUCAAAACCGUAAUGGAAUAUUCAGAGCAUUAUGUAUCACAUUUUAAUCAUACACAGCUGAGAUACGGUAUAGAUGUGCUGAAGACUUGUAACAAAACAAAUAGUAAAGCGACGGUCUCAAAGCGCACCCUUGAGGGAUGCCUAAACGAAACUUUUAAAAGGGAAUACAAAUUAAGUGUACACAGCUACUACGACCCUCUACAAUAUUUCCUAUUCAAUGGCACAUUAGCCAUUCAAACCUAUUUCGUGUUGACCGGACUGCUAAUGUCUUACAAAAUGCUGCUAUAUUUGGAAACAGUGGAACCAAACUGGAGAGUCAUACUGAAGGGAAUAUUUUUAAGAUGGCUGAGGCUUACGCCAUCUUAUGCAGUAGUGUUGGCGGUGAUGGCCACAUUUGUGAGGUUUAUUCGUCACGGUCCUCAGUGGGAGCUCGCAGCAGGCCAAGACGUUGUCGAUUGCCGAGCUCGCUGGUGGCUGAACUUACUUUACAUCAAUAACUACAUGUAUAACGCGCAGUGUAUGCCGCACUCAUGGUACAUAGCAGCUGAUUUCCAACUCUGUUGCAUUGGGAUGGCUGCAAUGAUAUUGAUUCAAAGAAUUGGGUUCAGAAACAUUAUUUUGAGUCUACUUUUCAUGGUCGGGAUAAUAGUGCCUGCUAUACAGACGUAUCUCUAUGAUCUUGAUGGUCUUCUUAUCACUUCUCCAGGAGCAACUCGUACUUUCUUUGCAAUGGAUCCAACUUUUAAUGAAACGUACAAAACUGGUCAUUCCAAUCUGUCCAGCUUUGUGAUUGGUAUGGCUUUAGGUUACGCUAUUUAUUACCUACGUGAAAGAGGUUUUGAUAUUGGAAGCUUUAAAAAAUACCGUUACGUUUAUUGGUUGGUAGCUCCACUGACUUUCAUCUAUAUCCUAUCCGGCUAUGUUUUCUACAGAGAUGCACCUAGAGCUGAUUUGUCUGUACGGGUGGUGACUGCUGCGUUGGCUAAACCCCUCUUUGGAGUUAUGAUUGCUAUAAUCAUUGCUGGACUUGCUUUUAGGAUUGAGAAUUUCUACCGAUCUAUUCUGGAAUGGAAAAUAUGGAUUGUACCCGGACGACUGUCGUACUGUAUUUACAUACUCCAUCUUCCAUUUAUCAGGAUAUUCGCAGGAACCAAGACUAGUCUAAUAGAAGCUACGAAAUAUAAUUUUUUCGCGUUGAUGUUCAGUGUUUUGGCUAUUUCUUUUGCGAUGGCGAUUCCAUUAUGGUUGUUCAUAGAAUCUCCUUUCUACGAACUCAUCAAGAGGAAUCCAAAGAAAUCAUCCAACGUCAAUGAUUUUAGGACACACUUGUAGGUAUGUUUUAUAGCUUUAAAUAUUAUAUUGUGUCUAUUUAAUAAGCAAGAUGCACCUUCAGAAAUAAAAAAUUGCUUUACAUUACACAUUUUAUUUUCAACCAAAAUCGUUAAAGU
Messenger RNA from Aricia agestis (brown argus), 1589 nucleotides. RefSeq names its product O-acyltransferase like protein-like. Lineage: Eukaryota; Metazoa; Arthropoda; Insecta; Lepidoptera; Lycaenidae. Gene Ontology annotation, molecular function: acyltransferase activity, transferring groups other than amino-acyl groups. The record is from RefSeq and is a predicted model, not a curated record. The transcript is spliced from 11 exons. Bases 31 to 1473 code for a protein of 480 amino acids.